Molecule: messenger RNA, 1173 nt
Organism: Paramuricea clavata
Lineage: Eukaryota; Metazoa; Cnidaria; Anthozoa; Malacalcyonacea; Plexauridae
Source: the annotation of a GenBank genome assembly
AUGGAAAAAUCAGAAAGCGAGACGAAACAGUCUCACAAACGUAAGAGAGUGAAACUAGAAUGUCUUGUAUGUCAUAGACAGUUUGAUGACAACUAUCGAACUACACACAACAAAACAUUUCAUACUGCCAUGUUAAAAACAAAGUAAUAACGUACAAAGUUGCCAAAUGCUCCUCAAAAUCCAUUUGAAGCUGCCAAAAAAGCGCAUUUUAAUGAUUUUAUGUGUAACAGCAAACCAUCAAGUAGUACUUUGCCAUCUUCUAGUGAUACCAGCCCUCCCUCUGUAAUCCCAAUUCAUAAUGAGCAUGGUGAAACAUCAGGUGCAUUGCCAAUUCCGUCAGAAAAACUAAACACCAUCCCAGACACAACCAUAGCUGCGGCCACUGCACUUUUCCCAAUAAUGUUGCUAAACGAAAGCGAACCAGAUUCACUGGCAGAUUCAGGUGAUGUAAUAUCAGAAGGCAAGCUUGAAUGAAGGUGUACAUCUGCGUUACUUGAACCAGAUGUAAAUUUAUCCAGUGCCAGUUUUACCGUGUGCACUUCUUCUGAAAGUGAAAAUGAAAGUGAUGCAGAGUCUUCAUCAGAGAACAACGAUCACAAUUGGUUGACUUGUGCUGGCGAAUUAUCAUACCUGGUUGAAGAUCUCAAGAGGGCAUCAGAAUUAGUGGAUGAAGUAAAAAGUGAUACUUGUCCUGUGAUAGAAACUUUCUUGACCAAUGCUGAGGAACUAACACAACAAAUUUGUAAGAAUUCCAAUAAAAUCAGGAAAAUGAGCAGCGCUUUGUUGAAGGAAAUGGAAGAAAAAAAGAGAGCUGCAGCGCCAAAUGAUGAAGAAAUUGUCAUGUCAGUACCAAGCCAUGAUCCUGGUGACAGAUACAAAGUAAAUUCACUCACUGAAAAGAAGUACAUCAUAAAAUUGGGACCACACCAGCCUAAGUUAUCUGUUUUCCCACAGCAUGAAGAUAUCCCCCAACGAAAACAAUGUCGGUUUUCUAGUGUAUGGUACGCAUCAUUUCCACAUCUCGAGUACAGUAUUUCAAAAGAUGCAGCAUUUUGCUACGUAUGUUCAUUAUUUCCAUCCGGACCUGGCAGGGAGCAUGCCGAUACAGCAUGGUAUGCGACAAUGGCACAAAAUGACCAGUCGAUGAACCAAGAAGAAGGGAAAACUUGCUGA